AGUAAUAAGGCGUCAUUCAUGUGGUGUAAUAAAUACAUUCAUAGAAGUUCACUUCAUGACAAGAGCAGCAUCGUUUAUCGAGCCCGCCGACAGGUUUUAUCGUGACAUGACCCCAUACUGCUAAUGUUACGUAGGGCGGACAGCACAAGAGCCAUUCUGAUACGUUUGCGUGAAAGAAAGCGUUUUAUAUUUAAGAAAAAAAAUGUAGGGAAAUCCCGCGAGAUUUUCUAUUAACGGAAAUUGCCGACAAUUUCCGAGCGCUUCAUUCUACACAGUUCGGUCGUCAGAGGUGGCGGGCGCUUUGGGUGCCCUCUGCAGGUCUGAGCGUGGAAUUGCAUCGGAGUUCGGUGGCUGUGGGAGGAGCGUGUUCAUUCGUGGUCUGCGGAAGCCGAGGCACCGGGUGGCCCGGGGACGCCAGGAAUACUUGUGACCGGAGUCCCUUUGAUCAUGCAUCAGCAAAGAAACUGCAUGAUCCCAAGUUGGCCAGGAGGAGUAGACAUGGAGGGAAAGAAAUUGAUUACGGCGACUGACACCCAGUACUCUGGCAGCUUAUUGCAAUCUUUAAAUGACCAGCGGCUACAGGGCUUGUAUUGUGAUGUCACUGUCAUCGUUGAAGACCGCAAAUUCAGAGCUCACAAAAAUAUUCUUUCUGCCUGUAGCACUUAUUUCCACCAGCUAUUCAUUGUUGCUGGACCAGUAGUGGAAUUGAAUUUUAUCCGAGCUGAAAUUUUUGCAGAAAUUCUUAACUAUAUUUACAGUGCUAAAAUUGUUCGUUUGAAAUGCGACAUGCUGGAAGAACUGAUCAAAUCUGGGAAAUUGUUAGGAGUUCCUUUUAUAGCAGAUCUUGGAAUACCUUUAUCACAAGUGAAAAAUAUGGCUGGUGGACCUAAGGAUGGUCCUGCCGAAGGCCAGUCUAAUUCUGAUCCAAAAUCGCGGGAAUCAACAAAAAACACAAGUGGUCAUUCAGCCAAAGCUGUAGGUGAAUCAGAUAUGCCAGUUAUUGGUGAAACAUUUUCCUUAUCGUUCUCUCGAGAAUCCAAGACUGAUACAGAUUUUCAGGUGAUUGAAUCCGAUGAUGACGACGAUGUGAUCUUUUGUUCAGAGACUGUGCAAGCCAAACCAGUGACUCCAGAAAAAAAAGAAUCUGUGCAAACCCCAACUCCUACUUCUGAUGAACAAGCCUCUGAUACAAAAAAAGCUACACCAUCUAGUCAAUCUCAGCAGCCUAAUCAAAACACUAAACCUCUGACCCAACCCCCUUUAAAAAACAUGGGUUCUGCAUCGAGUAAUACAGAGGCAAAGCAGUCUACUCAAGAUCCUCCAAACGGUUCUGUUGUCCCUCCUGCUCCACAACCUGUUCCGGUUACAGCUCCUCCUCCAGCUCAGACUUCCCAGACUGCCUCUUCUUCUGUUACAGCAAUAUCAGCCCAGAAGCAAACUCCCACUGAUGCUAAUCAAAAUUUACCAAAAUUACAACCUAUUGGUAUUAUUCAGCCCAAAACCGAAUUGAUAUUAGAUGGGAACAGCAUCUCAAAUUCCCCUGUUUCCACAGCUGUAUCCUUGGAACAGCCACCUACAAUUACACACAAAAAUGUGUCUUUUGACGGUGUACAGAAAAAGCAAGUAGUUACCUUCAGUCCUGGAUCAUCUUCAAAACCAGGAGAAUUCAAAAUUAAAAUAGCUGAUGUUGUUUCUGGAAGCAGCAAAGACUCUUCAGAGUCUCGACGCAUAUUGGAUGGAAAAAAAAUCAUUACAUUGGACACAGCAUCCGAGAUCGAGGGAUUGUCAACAGGGUGCAAAGUUUAUGCAAAUAUUGGAGAGGACACAUAUGACAUAGUAAUCCCCAUCAAGGAUGAUCCUGAAGAAGGGUUGCCCAAGCUGGAAGAUGAUGAUGAUGAUUCUCCAAAUCGUAAACGGAUGAAACUAAAACAUGAUGACCACUAUGAGCUCAUCGUUGAUGGAAGGGUCUAUUAUAUCUGUAUUGUCUGCAAGAGAUCAUACGUUUGUCUGACAAGUUUAAGAAGACAUUUUAAUGUUCACUCGUGGGAAAAGAAAUAUCCUUGUCGUUAUUGUGAGAGAGUCUUUCCUCUGGCAGAAUAUCGUACAAAGCACGAAAUUCACCAUACUGGUGAAAGAAGAUAUCAGUGCUUGACUUGUGGUAGUUCAUUUAUUAAUUACCAAGUCAUGGCUUCACACAUUCGAUCUGUUCACAGUAUGGACCCUGCUGGAGAUUCAAAGCUUUAUCGUCUAAAUCCAUGCAAGACAUUACAGAUUAGGCAGUAUGCAUACAUUAGUGAAAGUUCCAAUGCUGUCCCUGUUAUCAAUGAUGGUGGAAUUGUGUAUGACAUUGACCCAGACAAAUCUGAACCAGCCUCUGCAGAGAAUCAUUCUGGUGAUGGGCCAAAACCAGUAAAUUGGGAUGAUAUCUUCAUUCAGCAGUCCAACCAGAACAUGUUUAAACCAACUACUCCGGAGGGCAGUACUGAAUUUGAGUUUGUUAUACCAGAAUCCUAUUAAUCAUGUUAACAUAAGUUCAGCGUAAAAGGAACAUGGAGUACGUAAUCUUCAGGUGAACUGCUGUCAGGAAAUAAUAAUUUUUUUUUUUUUUUUUUUUUUUUUUUUAGCUACACCAUUUUAAUAUAGCCUACAACCUGGCAUAGUUUUAGCCUUUUUUUUUUUUUUUUUUUGUAAGUUACAACCAGUAUGUGAGGGCAUCUUCACAGCAUCCUCUUAAUCGGCCAUUGAUGCUAAAUUUACACAGACCAUUGCCAUAACUUGGUUUUUGCAGUCGUUGUAUAGGAAAUGAUUAGGCACAGAACUUUGUAAUAAAAAAAAAAAAAAAAUUAAGGUGUGUAUUGCAUUUCACUAAUUGGUCCAAUGUGAGUUAGACAGACCUGCUUCUCGAUACUUUAGACAUGUUUGCACUUUAUAAAUGAAGAUAUCUCAUGUUGACAUUCAUUUGGCAAUGUCUAGACAAGUAAGCUAGUUCAGUGGUCUGAUGUGCGAAUGUUCUCUCAUGAUGAAGGGGUCAAAAUCAAAGGUCUUGUUUUUUUCUAUUAGAGAUCACAGCGCUCUUGUGGACUCUGGGUGCUGGGUUUCCCACCUAGAUCUAGAUAUGUAUAAAGACGCCACAUCAUAAUUUUUUUUUCUAAACUAGAUACUGUCCCUUUUAUUUAGAUAGAACUAGGACUAGAAGCAUUUGAAUUGUCCUAUUAUAGCUAAAUAAAAGGGAUUGCAUUAAGCUUUGAAUGGUAUGACAUUUUCAUAGCAACAUGGUAGUUUUACUUUUUAAAGAGGGGAAAAAAAGGCGUUUACAUAACAUGUUUUAAGAAGUGUUUUCUUAUAGAUUGGACCUUUUUAUAGAUCUGCUGAUGUCUUGCUUUGUUGUAAUCCACUGAAAUUGUUUAGAGGUUUUAACUCUGAUUAAAUGUCCCCAACAUCUAGUUUUGUGUUUUAAAUUUACUGUAAGGAUGUAUAAAUAGUGUAUUCACAGGGCAUUUUUAAGGUGCAAUUUGUAAAAUUGCCCUAACCAAAUAGCAGGUUUCUGUGUAUGUAAGAGGCAUUAAUACUCCCAUAUUUGUGCAAGCAUCAAAGGGGUACUCCGGCACUAAGACAUCUUAUCCCCUAUCCAAAGGAGGGACCCCCGCAAUCAGGCAUCUUAUCCCCUAUCCUUUAGGUAGGGGAUAAGAUGUCUUAGCGUCGGAGUACCCCUUUAAGGUUAUAAACAAGAUUGCAGCACAUAGCUGGUAUCUAAUUGGUCCAGCUAAAUAAGAAUAAGAAAUACAAUGAAUUGCAUUACUGCUGUACGGCAACUAUUUUCAAAGAUAAAAUAUUACAAAAGGUAGCAAUAAUAAAAUUGAGAAGCAUUAUAUACACAUGAGUCACAUUUGAUCUCACCCAUGUUAAAACAUGCUUGUUUUAAUCCUGUCAACUCACAUGUCCUGACUAGUUGUAUUCCACGCUCAUGUAUGUGAAUUGCAUAUGGUUUUAAAAUGUUAUACAAUUUCUAACCUGUAUCCAAAAACAAAGGGGGUUGGCGCAUGACAUUUUCCUUAUUCAUAUGAGUUUUUUAAAUUUUUCAGCUUAAGUGACUUUGUGAGUUGCAGUAUUGCACUGGGAUUUGUACAGUGUUCUAAGAAAAAUGCCUUAGAACACGGAGUGUAAUUUGGGACUUUGAUCAGCGCAUUACCCAGACACUCCAAAACAUUAGUACAUUGCUCUGUUCUUAAAGAGCACCUGUUAUCAUCUUGUUCAAUUUUAUAAUCCUCCCAGUUCACUGUCCGCAUCGUGAUAAACCACCCCAGCCUUUAUUUUUAUUAUUUUUCUAGUUUUCUACCUUGAUAUUGCUCUGUAUUCUCUGCUCAGUCUUUCAGAUUCACAGACUGGGAAGGGGCGUUACCCAGCAGACAUGACCUCAUCUGAAGCCAUACAGAGGAGAACUUCCUCCCUCACUCUGCUACACACAGAGCAGUUCAGUGUGUGAGAUUAGCUAUGAUUGCCUUUAUUUACCAUAAGGAGGGCAAUAGCAAAAAUUUAGUUUUAAUAAUAGUGCCCAUUUAAUAUUGCGUAUGCUACUGUGAUUUUUGACACACACCGCUUAAGAGCGCAAGACAUUUGCUACAUUAUAACAAGAUGCCUUCUAAUAUUGGACCAGUUUCUAAUUUAGAUAAACAAGUAUUCAACUCCCCACCCCCUACUGGAUUUGACAGAUAUACAUUUUUUUAUACAGUUGCCUUUCUGUUUACUGUAGACUUGGUUAGUUACUGCAUAUUUACAGUUUCCUUUAGGCUAGGUAUAUGUAUGUACUUUUCCUUGCUGUGCACUGUGGGCCUCCUAUAUUGCAAACAUGUUUAAAGUAGCUUAGCAUUCCUACUACAUGCUUGAUAUAAAUGAUCUAAACAGAAUACUGGGAUUGUUGUAGUUAGCAUAGUAUAAGUAGGCAAAUCCGUAUGUGUUUUUUUUAUUUUUUUUUUUUUUUUUUUUUAAAUGAUGACUUGAUAUAACUAGUGAGAUUUGUUUUGUGUGAUAAUACCAUUGUGGAUACAUACCAUUGUAUACAAAGACUAGGUGCAGGUAUCUGUGUAUAUAAUAAGCUUAAAUUCAGGAUAACAACUAUAUUUAAAUGCCUUUUUAUAGGAAACUGGAGAAAAGUAGCCAAAGUAGUUGGAAAGAGAAAGGAAGGGUUCAAAGGAAAGAAAAGCUUAAACUUUCUAUCACACUGUUGCAGUUCUAACAACAUUUUAUCUUAUUAAAGUAUUUGUAUUUGUUGAAUUACUCAAUAAAUCUCUGGGCCAUA
Molecule: messenger RNA, 5296 nt
Organism: Hyla sarda
Lineage: Eukaryota; Metazoa; Chordata; Amphibia; Anura; Hylidae
Gene: ZBTB33
Product: zinc finger and BTB domain containing 33
Exons: 3
Coding region: 448-2517 (689 amino acids)
Biological process (GO): regulation of transcription by RNA polymerase II
Cellular component (GO): nucleus
Molecular function (GO): protein binding; DNA-binding transcription factor activity, RNA polymerase II-specific; RNA polymerase II cis-regulatory region sequence-specific DNA binding
Source: RefSeq, a predicted model, not a curated record